UGAUGCCCGGCCCCUCGUUGUUUGUUAAGUCUCGUCCUUUUACAGGGAAACUUCUACUAUUAUGCAUCCUUCCUCUUUCAAAGUAAGAUGUCUUAAGUCGUACCAAAUGAACUAGUUGUAUUAACUGGUAGUCUGGUAUACGCCCGGAGGUCUUGCCCAAAAUUCUCACCUUUUAAUUCUUGAAAAAUACAUUGCAGAAAAGUUGGGUUCAUGCAGCAGCCACUUCUUGUUCCAGGGGAAGGAAUGGAAGAGUCGCCUCCAAAAACACUGCCAAAAUCCUUAAGGGACAGAAUUUCUGCAUACAAAGCCAUGGCUUGGGAAGCAUACAGAAGCAAACCGAUCUCACAUUGGAUUCUACUGGUUUUGAGUAGUGCUGCUAUGCUUGUGGCCUUCCCUGCUUCUAGUCUCCUUUCCCGUCUUUAUUUUUCCAAUGGAGGCAAGAGCAAAUGGCUAAUUUCGUGGGUGGCUGUUGCAGGGUGGCCUAUUCCAGCACUAAUCUUAAUUCCUACCUACUUCAUUUUAGGAGUCUAUCCUACUCCUUUAAAUUUAAAACUUGUUGUGUCUUAUAUUGUGCUGGGCUUCUUGACUGGUGCUGACAAUCUUAUGUAUGCAUAUGCCUAUGCCUAUCUGCCUGCAUCAACCGCAUCCCUAUUGGCUUCAACAGUCCUGGUGUUUUCUUCACUCUUCGGGUAUUUGCUUGUGAAAAACAAAAUGAAUGCUUCAAUCAUAAAUGCCAUAGUGAUCAUUACUGCUGGAAUGGUCAUCAUUGCGCUGGAUUCAGAUUCGGACAGGUACGGAUAUAUCACUGAUUCUCAGUACAUUAUGGGAUACGUGUGGGACAUUCUGGGAUCUGCUCUUCAUGGGCUUAUUUUUGCACUGUCGGAGUUGGUUUUCAUAAAACUUCUAGGGAGAAGAUCAUUCCAUGUUGUUUUAGAGCAACAAGUGAUGGUUUCCCUAUUCGGUUUCAUCUUCACUACAAUUGGUUGCAUUGCGAACAAAGACUUCCCAGCAAUGGCAUCUGAGGCACGAAGAUUCAAGGGUGGUAAAAGUGCUUAUUACUUGGUUCUUACUUGGGGUGUAAUCACUUUUCAGUUGGGGAUUCUGGGAAGCACUGCUAUUUUAUUUCUGGCCUCCACUGUGUUUGCUGGAGUUCUGAACUCAAUAAGAGUGCCACUCACAAGCAUUGCAGCAGUUAUAUUGUUGAAGGACCCCAUGAGCGGCUUCAAGAUUCUGUCUCUGAUUAUUACCUUCUGGGGAUUUGCUUGCUACAUUUACGGGAAUCGUCCUGCCAGUAAAGAACCAUCAUGAUCGAUUGCCAAGUUUUGCACAUAGAUCCGAAUACUUUGUGCCAAGCAAUUAUAGCAUGAUCCAUUUCCUUGAGAAGAUUCAGCUCUAGGAUUACCUUACUAGUACUGGGAACUCGUAAUGUAUAAAACUAUACCUUAUAAUCGUUUUUACCAUUGAAACGCCAACGAUGAGCUUCAGUUUCUUAAAAGUAUGCUAAAUUCGGCUUAUAUGCA
This is a messenger RNA of Coffea eugenioides, 1520 nucleotides long. Its product is annotated as probable purine permease 5. Bases 211 to 1308 code for a protein of 365 amino acids. Gene Ontology annotation, cellular component: membrane. Gene Ontology annotation, molecular function: purine nucleoside transmembrane transporter activity. The record is from RefSeq and is a predicted model, not a curated record. Lineage: Eukaryota; Viridiplantae; Streptophyta; Magnoliopsida; Gentianales; Rubiaceae. The transcript has 2 exons.